This is a messenger RNA of Sclerotinia borealis F-4128, 3699 nucleotides long. NCBI's taxonomy places the organism in Eukaryota, Fungi, Ascomycota, Leotiomycetes, Helotiales, Sclerotiniaceae. The record is from the annotation of a GenBank genome assembly.
AUGGUAUACAACAAGUCUCUAGCUAAUCGUGAGUUGCGAGAACACGUCCAGAAAACUUACGCAAGAAUAAAUUUUCGUGAACCUUGGAGGAACCUUCCCGAAGUUCCAACUAGUGAUGAAAUCCUUCAGGAUGUAUCAUGGCAAGAUACAAAAGCUCCAGAGCAGCCUCUGGAUUACCAAAAGCUGGUAGAACCGAAAGAUUUUGAUCCUCGUUUGCCUCACAACAACAUCGACGGAGCUUGGGGAUCUAAGGAAGAAUAUCUUGGUUUCCAUUACCGGAUCCUACGUGAAGAUGCAGUUGCCCCCCUUCGCCAAUCGGUCGCGAACUUUAAGAGAAAUGAUCAGAUGGGCGAUACAGAAAAUACUACCAUUUACACUGAUGUCCACCUCGUAGGUCUUCAAUUAAGUCCUCUCGGUCCAGCAUUCCGGAUUGAAUUCUCAAGCGACAGAGCAGGAAAACGAAUUCGUUGGGAGCAGUCGAGUCGACUUACACCUGGUAGUCUUGUCUGUUUAAGUCCAACUAACGAUAUGUUUCGUUCCGUUUGUAAAGUUGGUACUGUUGCAGCUCGCCCUAUAGAAGGUGGUCUAGACCUCGACCCUCCACAAGUUGACAUCUUCUUUGGCGACGAUGAUGAUAUAAUUUUAAAUCCGGUCGAAUCAUAUAUCAUGAUACAGUCCCGUCUCGGAUUUUUUGAGGCAUACCGCCAUGUACUUGUAGCACUCCAGAAGUUGACCACUGAAGAAUCGCCCUAUAUUGAAAAGUAUCUGAUCCAAAUGGAUCAGAAUAUUUUGACCCCCAAUCAUCUCAAGGAAAGACCUUAUCUGGAUCUCCGUUCGAUUGCCUUGUCAAGUGGUGAUCUUCUUUCAGGUCUCACCGAUGAAGAAGAAGAAGAUCUGUGCCAUGUCGAUGUCUUGAAGGGGUUUCCGGCUCUUCCUAAAUCAGGAAUGGAUGAAUCCCAGCUCGCGGCUUGUAGACGCAUGCUCACUCAGAGCUUAGCAAUCGUACAGGGCCCACCUGGUACUGGUAAGACGUUUACUUCCGUCCAAGCUCUUAAGGUUAUGUUGAGCAAUAGAAGAGAUGGACCAAUUAUCGUCGCCGCUCAGACUAAUCACGCUCUUGAUCAGUUGCUUACCCACAUUGCCGGUUUCGAGGAUAAAUUUGUCCGCCUCGGAGGUAGAUGUGACAAGGGGAAUUCUACCAUACUAGCACGGACAUUAUAUGAGCUUCGUCAAACUACUAAAGAUUUAAAAGCCAGUCAUUUCUCAGGCGUCAAAGCAGCUUUUAGAGCACACGACAUUGCGAUUCAAUCAAUCGAAGAACUGCUUUUCCCCAUUACCCAGGGAGAUCUUCUAUCCGGGAGAAUUCUUUUGGAAUGUGGUAUUAUGAGUCAAGAACAUUAUGACUCUUUCUUUGAACCUGGCUGGUCAAGUGCAGCGGAUAUGGAAGACGAUGCCGCCGAUCCUUUGUCAUCUUGGCUUGGAUCCGGACAGAUAGUGCGCAUGCCGAGGACUCCAGUUAUUAACAAGAAUCUCGAGAUAGAAGAUCCUGAUCAAGAAUUUGAACAAUUACAAGAGGUCGAAGUCGAAGUUCAAUCGAAAGACGAUAAAGAGUCUCUUAGCGGAACGUGGGUUCCAUUGAGACGUAGCUUCACAGGCAAAAUUGUCAAUCGUCGAGUCACAGGUAAAAAUGAUCCUAAAAAUAUUCUUGUCAGACACGGUAGUCUCUUCGACAUACCAGAGAAGUAUCGUGGCGCCGUUUAUUGCCACUGGGAGAAGCUUUACUAUGAUCAGCUCACUCGUAAGCUUAUCGAUAAAUUGGCUCAAUACCAAAUCUCGAUGAAUCGUUUAAAAAUGUCAAAGUGGGAACGUGAUGUCGAAUUCAUCGAUCAUAUAGACACAAGGGUGAUUGGAUGCACAACGACCGGACUCUCUAAGUAUAGAGGACUACUUUCCGCUCUGAACCCCAGUGUGCUACUCAUCGAAGAAGCGGCAGAGACCCUGGAAGCAAACGUCACUGCAAGUAUUAUACCAUCACUGGAGCAAGUGAUACUUGUAGGAGAUCAUCGCCAACUGACGGCUAACACCACACUCGAUCGUUUCAUGUCACAUCCAUACUAUAUGUCAAUCUCAUUGUUUGAGAGACUUGUAAACAAUGGGAUGGGCUUCACAAUGUUAAACCAGCAACGCCGUAUGAUUUCGGAAGUCCGAGAGCUUCUGUGUAUUGAGUCGAAAAAGCCGAAUGACUCGAAUCCGUUCUAUGUCAAUCUUCAAGAUCAUUCUAGUGUGCUCGAUCGAGUCAAUCAUCGCCCCCCAGUUCCUGGCAUGGCGGUUGAUUCAUAUUUCUUCGCCCACGGAUGGCAAGAGGGAAGAGAUGUCAAUAUGAGUUGCUUUAAUGCAUUAGAGGCUGCUAUGGUUGCUGAGUUCUUCAAUUACCUAGUUAUAAAUGGCGUCAAGCCAGAAAACAUCACUGUGUUGACGUACUACAACGGACAACGAAAAUUACUUCUCAAAGAGCUCAAUCGAUGUGUCACAAGCAUCGCGACUCCGUACUUUAAGGUUUCUACCGUUGAUGCAUACCAAGGUGAAGAAAACGAGGUUAUCUUGCUAUCGUUAGUAAGAGGUAAUAACAAUGAUUCUGUGGGAUUCCUGCGCAGCAAGAAUCGUGUGGUUGUUGCUUUGUCACGUGCCCAACGUGGUCUCUAUAUCUUUGGAAAUGGGCUUACUGUUGCCGGACAGGAAGGUGAUGGGGGUUCUCGCAAACUGUUAUGGUUGACGAUUCUCUUGCAUAUGUUAGACAAAAAAAGAUAUGGACAUCGCCUGCCCAUCGUAUGCUCCAAGCAUCAAAAUCUCACGCUUGUUUCUGAGCCUGGAGACUGGGGAUGUCUGAGUGGUGGCUGUGAUGUUACUUGUGGUGGCAUGUUACCGUGUGGGCAUUUGUGUCCAUACAAUUGUCACCCUACAGGUCAUGACCGUAUUGUAUGCAAAGAGCCCUGCGGAAACAUCUUGAUCUGUGGCCAUGGCUGCAGUGCCAACUGCGGAGAACUUUGCCGAUGCGAUGAAUGUCGUACGUUGGCUAGCUUGCAGGAACUUGAGUUAGAAUCUCGUUCGACACAACUCGCCAGUGACGGCAGAAAUGAACAAAAUCCAUGGAAUAAUACUCUUCUUAGGCAAAGAGAACGAUCGCCAGAGAAAUCCUUUUCGGAGUCGUCGAGCCGUCAAAUGAAACAAAAGCAAUUGUCACCACAUAAGUCAGGACAAUCAAAUGGCCGGAGCAAUUCAUACACGCGGCGGUCAUCGGAGAGAUUUGAACAACUGAGUGACAAUACUCCAUACACAUUCGCGUCCUCCCCACAGCCAAGGGAAUUGUCGCCAGAAAAAGGUCGGAAGGCUUGGAAAACCUGGGAUCCAAUUCGCUCGGACAAGGACAUUAAUCAAGAGCGUCUUGAACGGGAGGAGCGAGAGAACGAGAAUAAACCAAAGCCGGAGGAUUUGGUCAUUGAACAAACUCAUAAGCCAGUUCAAAUUGUCAAUGGAAAGAGGAUCGUAGGCCCGAAAGAAAGAACCGUCAUUCCUCGGGUGGUCAGCAGUAAUGAGAUUACUUCUCGGGUGGUCAGCAACAAUGAGGUUGUUCCGAAUGACUUGGGUGGUGCAUUGAUCAGUUUUAAUGACGAUGAGAUGAACUUCUUGGAGAACCUCUAG